Messenger RNA from Anoplophora glabripennis (Asian longhorned beetle), 2299 nucleotides. RefSeq names its product transcription initiation factor TFIID subunit 6 (gene Taf6). The record is from RefSeq and is a predicted model, not a curated record. The coding region runs from base 253 to 2133 and encodes 626 amino acids. Gene Ontology annotation, molecular function: protein heterodimerization activity; transcription coactivator activity; RNA polymerase II general transcription initiation factor activity. Lineage: Eukaryota; Metazoa; Arthropoda; Insecta; Coleoptera; Cerambycidae. Gene Ontology annotation, cellular component: SLIK (SAGA-like) complex; SAGA complex; transcription factor TFIID complex. The transcript has 7 exons. Gene Ontology annotation, biological process: RNA polymerase II preinitiation complex assembly; transcription initiation at RNA polymerase II promoter.
AUAUGGAUCCUGACUAGUUAUCUAUUGUCUCUGAUCCUGACACUGAUACUAAACUGACACGGAACUGAUGCUAAUGUUUUUCUAAUAAACUAAUAAACCUUAAAAGAACACGGCAUUUCUGUUGAAGUUUGUUCGAUGUUCACGGAAAAUGUUCAUGUUGGUAGCUGGUGGGAUGUUUACAAAAUAUAAUAUUAAACUUGCACAGGUAUAAUGAAUAAUAUGGAAUAUGUUUAAUUAAUAAUUAAUAGUAAAAUGUCCAGAAUAACUGAAAAUGAUUUGUAUGGCACAAAUUUUUCAAUAGAAUCUAUGAAAGUAAUUGCUGAGAGUAUUGGCAUAGCAAAUUUAGCAGACGAUGCUGCAAAAGAAUUAGCAGAAGAUAUUUCAUUCCGAGUAAAACAUAUUAUUCAAGAUGCAGCAAAAUUUAUGAACCAUGCGAAACGAACCAAAUUAUUACAAAGUGAUAUAGAUGCGGCGUUAAAAGUUAAGAAUAUUGAGCCACAAUAUGGUUUUCAAUCAGCAGAGCCACUUCCUUUUCGUUUUGCUACUGGAGGUGGUCGAGAAUUACAUUUCAUCGAGGAAAAAGAAGUGGAUUUAAAUGAUCUACUACAAAACUUGACCCCCAAAGCACCUUUAGAGUGCACACUACGAUCUCAUUGGUUGUUUAUAGAUGGGGUUCAACCAACCAUCCCAGAAAAUCCACCACCAGUUUCAAAAACUACACAAAAGUUGGAAUCUGUUGAUCCUGUUAAUAAAAAACCAGCAAAGGAAACUGCUGGUAAACCCACAACUGGAAAACAAAAGCUAAGGAAUGUGGAAACUGUUCAAAUUAAACAGUUAGCCACACAUGAGUUAUCUGUGGAACAACAAUUAUAUUAUAAAGAAAUAACCGAGGCCUGCGUUGGAUCUGAUGAAGCUAGGAGAGCAGAAGCUCUACAAAGUCUCUCUUCUGAUCCGGGACUUCACGAAAUGCUUCCUAGAAUGUGUACAUUUAUAAUCGAAGGGGUUAGAGUAAAUGUAGUGCAAAAUAACUUGGCCAUUUUAAUUUAUCUCAUGCGCAUGGUAAAAGCUCUACUUGACAAUCAAUCUUUGUAUUUGGAAAAAUAUUUGCAUGAAUUAAUACCUUCAGUGACAACAUGCAUAGUAUCGAAGCAGUUCUGUAAUAGACCAGAUCAGGACAACCACUGGGCUCUGAGAGACUUUGCUUCCAGGUUAAUGGCGCAAAUAUGUAAAAAUUUCAACACCAGUACGAACAACAUUCAGACCAGAGUGACAAGAAUGUUCUGUAAUGCUUUGCAACAGGGAGAGAAAGUUCCACUCUCCUCUCUAUACGGUGCACUCCAAGGCCUAUCUGAAUUGGGCGCAGACGUUGUACGAAUAUUUAUUUUACCGAAAAUAAAACUUAUUGGUGCUCGAAUAGAAACUCACCUAGAAGGCACCCUUAUUUCAAAUGUCGAUAAAACUGCUUCGGGCCAUAUAAAGCAGUUACUGAUAAAGGUUUUGGCUCCUGUAUUGAAAAGUAUUCGAGAUCCGCCUGACAACAUCGAAGAGUAUAAACAAGAGUAUGGCUAUUUGGGUGUAGCGUUAUACAAUGCCGUGGUUAAAGCACGAACUCAGCCAAACCCUGUAACUACAGUACCGACAAAUAUAAGCAGUAGUCCUAUCACCAGCAGUUCCUCGAUUACAAGAACAGUUACAACUCCAACAGGGAUAAUUCAACAGAAUUCAAAUACAGGCAGGACUAUAGUGAUGAACCCCCCUACUAGAGUACCAACGCAACAGAGUAAUCAGAAGUUUGUUUUCGUAACUCAACGCCCUCAAACGCCAAUCGGCACUUCACAUCAGAAUCAAUCAAACACUUCCACGCAACAAAAUACAGUUGUUAAAUUGGUCUCAAACACUACCAGUCAGACACAGCAAAAGUUAGCGGCUCAGCAGAAAUUAGUUGUCGUGUCGAACCCGAUGUCGCAAACAAAUUUUUCAUCGCAAAGUUCGGGUUUGAUGAGUCCAAGCAGUCAACCCCCUGCCAUGCUGAUUUCUAAGCCAAACUUUACCAUUCAACAACAGCAGCAGCAGCAGCAGCAACAGCAACACAUGCAACCCCCGUCAGUGGACGAUCUCUCACAUUUAGCAUAGAUAAGUUUUUGGAAUAAACUAAGGUAAAAAACUUAUGUUUAGUUGCCCUUGUCCAAAGUUGUACUUUAAAUUGUAUUUUAUAUAUCUUAAAUUCUUUUUAAUCGAGUUUUUUACACCAAACAGGCAUCGAGGUUGUUAAAAAUUACGAAAAAAAUUUUUAGAGUAA